UCAACAAUUGCACCACGUUUCCUUACAUUUUUCUUCUCCUCAUUGGUCUCCCUUUGGCUGGUGGCAUGGAGAGUGGUAUUAUUGGAGGAAAAGAGGCUAAACAUCAUUCCAGGCCUUACAUGGCAUCUAUUCAGUACAUAAAUCAUCACACAUGUGGAGGAAUACUGAUCAGACAGGAUUAUGUACUGACAGCAGCCCACUGUUUGAAUCGCAGUGACUUCUCUAGUCGAGACCACUUUGAGGUUGUUCUGGGAGCUUACAACAUCAACAAGAAGGAGAAGAGCCAGCAGAGAAUCCCAGUGAUUAAAUACAUCCAACAUCCUAUGUUUGAACGGAACAAGAAAGAGGACUGCAGCUAUGAUAAACUGUUAAUAAAGCUGAAGAACAAAGCCAAGCUGAAUAAGUUUGUGAAAGUUAUGUCUCUUCCUAAGAAAAAUGGGAAAACACCAGCUAAUGUUAAAUGCUACAUUGCUGGUUGGGGGUUGAAAACACCAAAAGGAGAACAGGCAUCAGAUGUGAUGCAGGAGGUCAGUCUCAAACUGCAGGAGAACUCAAAAUGUAAAAUAUGGUGGAAGCAGUACUUCAACACUGAGAGAAUGAUCUGUAGUGUUUCAGAUGGGAAACAUGCUUUUUGUUUG
Sinocyclocheilus rhinocerous is the source of this 638-nucleotide messenger RNA. Its product is annotated as granzyme B-like. The annotation marks the transcript as partial. Gene Ontology annotation, biological process: proteolysis. The record is from RefSeq and is a predicted model, not a curated record. Gene Ontology annotation, molecular function: serine-type endopeptidase activity. The transcript is spliced from 4 exons. Lineage: Eukaryota; Metazoa; Chordata; Actinopteri; Cypriniformes; Cyprinidae.